This is a messenger RNA of Brassica napus (rape), 1141 nucleotides long. RefSeq names its product B3 domain-containing protein REM10-like. The coding region runs from base 9 to 1016 and encodes 335 amino acids. Lineage: Eukaryota; Viridiplantae; Streptophyta; Magnoliopsida; Brassicales; Brassicaceae. The record is from RefSeq and is a predicted model, not a curated record. The transcript has 4 exons. Gene Ontology annotation, molecular function: DNA binding.
ACAUUCCUAUGGCGUUCUACUCUAAGCACAUAAAGGGAACAACCGACGAGGGCAAUGCCAACGCCGGUGAUAAAGCUGUGGUAAAGCUGAGAUCGGACGCUUCUGAUUUAACCUGGGAAGUUAAGAUGGACGGUCGGAGACUCACCCAAGGCUGGCAAGAGUUCACCACCAGUCAUGAUCUCCGGGUCGGUGACAUAGUCAUCUUUAGACAUGAUGGAGAUUUGUUGUUCCAUGUCACAACUUUUGGGCCCAGUUGCUGUGAGAUACAAUACGAUGAUGUCUUUCAUAAAUCCUCUGAUUCAGAUUUAGCGAUGAAUCAAGAAACAAGAGAAUCAGUCUCUCCAUCAGAUAAAUCUUGUUUUGUAGCUCGUGUCACCCCGACUAAUCUAAGAAAAGAUUCACUGUUUCUUCCAAGAGGCUUUUCCAGGUCUAAUGGUUUGACGAAUCGUGAGUGCGAGAUCAUUCUACUGAAUGAAUAUGAGAAACCAUGGACAGCGUCGCUGAUCUACUACAAAACAACGGGUGAUGUUUACAUCCGAACCGGCUGGAGAAGAUUCUGCCGCGAAAAUAGGAAAAGAGUUAAUGGUUUGUUGACUUUCAAACUUGUACAAGCAGGUACAAAACCUGUUCUCCAGUUGUGUUCAUCCAUGCACAACCGAGACUGUCUCCGAGCUUCAUCUUCAAGAAGCCAAGAAAGAUUCUUGACAUUAACUCUCACACCGUACAGUCUCACGAAGUCUAAAUUGUGUCUACCGGGAAAAUUUGUGUGGUUGAAUGGUAUCGAGAACGCAAGGAAGAUAACUCUUGUGGACAGAUAUGGUGUUAAAAGGACAACGAGUCUUAGACCUGAUAACAAUUAUGGAGCAAUGAGAAUGGGAAAAGAGUGGAGAGAGUUCUGUGAAGCUAAUGGAGUGAAGGCUGGUGAGUCCUUUACGCUGGAACUCAUCAAGGAAGAAGAAGAAGAAGAAGAAGACACAGCUGCUACUCAUCUACUUAAGUUCUGCACCAAAGCCUGAAACUCUCUCUCUGAGUUUGUUUUGCUUAUAUAAUAUCUACUUGCAAUGUUUAUGUUUUUUUGUCUGGUUUGUAACAUGCAAGGCUUUGGUAAUUUGGAAUGAACAAAGGAGUGAAAGCCCCUCAA